Messenger RNA from Ipomoea nil (Japanese morning glory), 966 nucleotides. RefSeq names its product thioredoxin H9-like. NCBI's taxonomy places the organism in Eukaryota, Viridiplantae, Streptophyta, Magnoliopsida, Solanales, Convolvulaceae. The transcript is spliced from 5 exons. Bases 119 to 580 code for a protein of 153 amino acids. The record is from RefSeq and is a predicted model, not a curated record.
CUGAGCAUGACUUCGUUUUCGCAUAUUCAAAUAUUUUAAUAAGUGGGUGUUGAAUUGGUGCUAGUUUUUUAAUAGUGGUGUCUGCACAGAGGACAGAGGAACCCGAGCUUCGUGGUAAAUGACAAUGGGGAAUUUCAUCCCCAAGGUGUGCAUUCCCAAGUUUUUGUUAAAGAAUGUUGUUGGUGAUGGUGAUGGUGAUGAUGAUGAAUCUUGGCACACUGUUGAUUAUUCUGGCAAAAACGUGCACCUCAUUACCACAGAAGAAAGUUGGGAGGAGAAGAUGGAAGAAGCGAACAAAGAUGACAAAAUUGCCAUUGUGAACUUCAGUGCCUCAUGGUGUUCUCCGUGUAGAACAAUUGCACCAUUAUUCUCUGAGCUAUCUAUGAAGCAUCUUUCUUGGAUGUUUUUGGUGGUCGAUGUUGAUGUGCUUUCGGACUUGAGUACAACCUGGGACAUCAAAGCGACACCGACCUUCUUUUUCCUUAGGGGUGGAAAGCAAUUCGAGAAAGUGAUAGGGGCCAACAAAGAAGAGCUGCAGAAGAAGGUAACUGAGGUUGUCGACUCAGAGACAUCGAGCUAGCCAUAGCUGUUAUGGUGAUGCUUUCAUGAGUGGCAUCGAAUGACCUUUUCUUUCGUUCGAGUCUGUGAUUGUAAAUGCAACUAACGUUUUUCCAGUCAUGUAUUUGAGAUUGAGAAAGCUUGAAGGUAGCGUUUGCAAUCCCCCCGCCCGCCUAUUUGGCUCUUUGAGCUGUGAGUUAGGUGAGCUUCACAGCUUCAUAUUGAGCAUUGUAAUGGAAAAAGGAAUGGUUUUCUUUUCCCCUGAAAUGUGCUGAAUAUCAUCAACUGCUCCUUGGUUUUGUUUCUUUGCAACAUAUCACCACAUUGGUUGCCCCUUCCUAAACCAAUUGGUUCUGCUCUUUUGAGGGAUCAUUGCAACUUAUUAGCCAGCAUCUUUGACACUGAAUC